CCUCGGAAGAUGAUCACACAACUUGUGAUAUUGGUUCCAUUUCAAGGGGCCAAACUCAGGAAUUCACUCCCGGGGCAUCAGGUAUGACAUAUCAACCAACAAAUACUGAUAUUGUUCCAUACACGAUGUCACAUAUAUUAAGGAAUCCAAGUCUUUCGUCACUUGAGAAUCUAUUUGGUGGUUCUUGGCCUCAACAUUUUGAGAAUACCCUUAGCUUUAGUUCAUCACCUGGGCUGCCAAUGUCCAUUAAGACCCCUGAUGUUGUUAAUAAUAUAGAGGACUCUAACAUUAAUAUAGAAAGUAAUGAGUUGGAUGAUUCCAAUGAUGAAGUGGAGAAUGCAAGAGAAUGUGGUGAACCAUCAGUGAAGGAAAAACGUACGAUUUUUUCUAAGUGUUGUGGGACUGGGAGUCACUAUCUUUACCAGCAUGACAAAAAGAAACGAGCAAAGAGAAACAAAGAAUUGUAA
This is a messenger RNA of Solanum verrucosum, 467 nucleotides long. RefSeq lists its product as uncharacterized. The coding region runs from base 84 to 467 and encodes 127 amino acids. The transcript is spliced from 2 exons. NCBI's taxonomy places the organism in Eukaryota, Viridiplantae, Streptophyta, Magnoliopsida, Solanales, Solanaceae. The record is from RefSeq and is a predicted model, not a curated record.